CCCGUCACUCAAAGCCAAUGCUUCCCUUGCCUCCAGUGGUGAUGUACGAGGAGGAGAACAUGCCGGCCAAGGAUGGAAUCAUGGCAGCCAUCAAGCACCUGGAGUCAACCGCGUCCGAAGGGGUCACGUUGGGUCGGAAGGACAUGAUGGCGGUCAAACAAGGAGACGACAUCGAGGUGACAGUGAACGCAACCUGUGAUUUAGUGGACGCGGCCAUAGACGCAUCCGAACCCCCGCACAUUGUCUUAGACGCGACCACGGCGGGGAUUAUGUCCGAAACCGUGAAAUCUUUCACCAGAGCUCUCGCCUUGCCUACGUUUUCGGCUUCGUACGGACAGGAUGGGGACCUGAGGGAAUGGCGCGACCUGACAUCAGACGAGGAGAACUACCUCGUUCAGCUGAUGCCUCCCGGUGACAUCAUCGUGCAGGCCAUCAGGGACAUCGUGCGCACUCAGAACAUCUCGAACGCUGGCAUCAUAUACGAUGAGACGUUCGUAAUGGAACACAAGUACAAGUCGCUGCUUCAGAACCUUCCCUGUCGACAUAUCAUGACGAUGGUGGAGAAGACAGAGGCAGGGCUCAGGAAUCAGACGAGGAGGCUAAAGGACGCUGACAUCGUGAAUUACUUCGCCGUGGGAAAUCUCAAGACCAUAAGCAAGAUCCUGGAUGCUGCGACUUUCAACGGGAUGUUUGGCCGGAAGUAUGCUUGGUAUGCGCUCUCGAAGCAACGCCAGGACCUGGAGUGUGGGUGCGAGAACGCCUCCGUGGUAUUCCUCCGACCCCACAGCACUUCGGAGAUGCGAGGGAGGCUGCAGAUGCUCGAGAAGAACUACCAGCUGAUGACCGUCCCGCAGAUCGACUCCGCGUUCUAUUUCGACUUCGCUGUGAGGGGGCUCAAGGCGGCGAGCCGGCUAGCCGAACAAGGGAAAUACGCUGACUUCAACUUCCUGAAAUGCUCCGAGUUCGAGGAAGGGAACCCGCCUGUGCGAGGCGGCUUCGACCUCCGCGGCGCCCUCAAGACGGUCCCCGCCGAGAGCUGGGCCACCAUCACCUGGGGCAUGAACGGCAUGAGUUACCUGGACCUCACCCUCACCAUCGACAAGUUUAUGAUCUUGCGAGGGAGGACGGCGGAGCGCAAAUCCCUGGGCGAGUGGGAAGCUGGGAUGCCCGGCACGCUCAUGUUCAAGAGCGGGAUGAACUUGAACGAUUUCCAGGCCGUGACAGUGUACAGGGUGACGACCGUACAGCAGCCUCCGUUUAUAAUGAAGAGGGUUAACGAAGACGGCCAAGAGGAGUUCUACGGUUACUGUAUCGACCUCAUCAACGAAAUUAAGAAGAUUGUUAAUUUCAGGUACGAAAUUGCUGAGGCACCCGACGGUAAAUUUGGCACCAUGGAUGAGAAUCACGAAUGGAACGGGAUGAUUAAACAGCUGAUUGAUAAGCAAGCAGACAUCGCCCUCGCGCCCCUCUCCGUCAUGGCAGAGCGCGAGAACGUCGUCGAUUUCACUGUUCCCUAUUACGAUCUCGUGGGCAUCACUAUCCUCAUGAAGAAGCCAAAAGUACCCACUUCGCUCUUCAAGUUUCUGACUGUGUUGGAGCCCGAGGUGUGGGUGUGUAUCCUCUUCGCCUACGGGUUUACAAGCAUUCUCCUCUACAUCUUCGAUCGCUUCAGCCCCUAUAGUUAUCAGAAUAACAAGGACAAAUACAAAGACGAUGACGAAAAGAGAGAAUUCACUUUGAAGGAAUGUCUUUGGUUCUGCAUGACGUCACUCACUCCUCAGGGUGGUGGCGAGGCUCCCAAAAACUUAUCUGGCCGACUGGUGGCAGCAACUUGGUGGCUCUUCGGUUUCAUUAUCAUUGCUUCGUACACUGCUAACUUGGCUGCUUUCCUGACUGUCUCCCGUCUGGACACGCCCAUCGAGUCCCUGGACGACCUCAGCAACCAGUACAAGGUGCAGUACGCGCCCAUGAACGGGACUUCCACCAUGACCUACUUCGAGCGCAUGGCCUACAUCGAGAAGAAGUUCUACGAGAUCUGGAAAGACAUGUCGCUGAACGACUCCAUGAGCGACAUCGAGCGCGCCAAGCUGGCCGUGUGGGACUACCCGGUCAGCGACAAGUACACCAAGAUGUGGCAGAGCAUGCAGGAGGCGGGUCUUCCGGGGAACUUCCAGGACGUCCUCACGCGCGUCAGGAAGUCCACGUCGUCCAGCGAGGGAUUCGCCUAUUUGGGUGAUGCCACUGACAUCCGGUAUCUCGUCCUCACCAACUGUGAUCUACAGAUGGUCGGAGAAGAGUUCUCGCGCAAACCAUAUGCCAUUGCAGUCCAGCAGGGUUCGCCCCUCAAGGACCAGUUUAACGAUGCCAUCCUGAAGCUCCUGAACCAACGUAAGCUGGAGACGCUGAAGGAGAGGUGGUGGAACCAGAACCCGGAGAAGAAGAAGUGUGAGAAAGAUGAUGACCAGAGCGACGGCAUCAGCAUCGAGAAUAUUGGUGGUGUGUUCAUCGUGAUCUUCGUGGGAAUCGGGCUGGCGUGCGUGACCUUGGCCUUCGAAUACUGGUGGUACAAGCAUCGCAAGGGACCCCGUGUUACCGACUCCGCGAAGGUGCUCUCGGUGAGGGAGAUUGAGAAGACGGAGAAAUCGAACUUCAAUACGGAAUAUAACGGCACAAAUAACGGCUUUGACAUCGCACCGGUUGGCAAUCCUUGGUAGUCUUGCAACGAAGGAACCCCGACCUUGCUCAGGCCUGCCAUAUGGUGGCAACGCUGGGAAGCUGCAUGUGACGUCACGCGGUCGCUUAUGCAACAAUUACGUCAGGCGUUUCGUGGUCGAAAGAAGACAAUGGGUCUUGAUAAUUAGGUAUAAAAGUUAUCAUUAUUUGUUUUUUUUUCCCCUGUAAAGUGGAAAUGUUAUGUUAAAAGCAAGCAAACGCUCUUUUGAUUUAAAUCUUUUUGUUUCAUAAUUACACCUAUAUAUAAUGUCUUGUGUUGUAAGAAAUAUAUACAUAUCUAUUUUUGUGAGAAAGAAAAGUGUCUUGGAGAGUAAAAACAUUUAAAAUCGAGCAUAGUUCAAAAUAAGCAGAACUGACUGUAUUUUACUCAAAAAAUUGUUCGCAUAAAAUAGUUUAUUCCAGUGUUUGCACUUUAUAUUAUAACCUUAAUCAAGAUCGUGUUGUAGAUAUAUCACAACCAGUUAGUUUUUAACUUUAAAAGCGCAAUGCCCUUAACAUUAUGAAACGUAGGAAUUUUAUAGUUAGUGAAAUGACAAGAUAUAUUUACGAAAUAAAGAAGACCGAGAGACAGAUACAGAAAAUAGUGUAGCAGGAAUCCUUGCUAGAAAGUAGCAGAGAGCGAUUGGAACUAGCGGUGCAAAGUACAAAGUGUUGGAGAAAAUGCACAAAUCAUAGUUACAUAAUAUGAUGAUAUUUUAACCUGAAGUAAAAUAUCUAUGGUAGUAAGCACAUUCUAGAUUAUUCUACGUCAGUAUACAACAUAUAGUAUUUAAGUAGCACUUCUCGCUAUACAAAUAUCUUCACUAUAACGUGGUCUCUUUUCUUAAACGACUAACUGGAAAAUUUCUCCUGUUGCCAUAUGUGGGAUAUACGUUUAAUAUUAAAUAAAU
Penaeus monodon (black tiger shrimp) is the source of this 3623-nucleotide messenger RNA. It is a transcript of the gene Ir25a, whose product is annotated as ionotropic receptor 25a-like. Lineage: Eukaryota; Metazoa; Arthropoda; Malacostraca; Decapoda; Penaeidae. Gene Ontology annotation, molecular function: glutamate-gated receptor activity; transmitter-gated monoatomic ion channel activity involved in regulation of postsynaptic membrane potential. The record is from RefSeq and is a predicted model, not a curated record. Gene Ontology annotation, cellular component: postsynaptic membrane; plasma membrane. Gene Ontology annotation, biological process: monoatomic ion transport; modulation of chemical synaptic transmission; synaptic transmission, glutamatergic.